UCCAGUCUAAUCUGAUGAAUGGUUUUCUCUUGGUAUGAUGACAUGUGGGAUAUUUCUUAGAGAGCCGUUAAUGAGAGAUGGUGUUUCUUCUAGUCAUUGGCAGUGGAGCACUGGUCAAGCACAGACUCAAGGACAGAGACAGCAGUGAGGAACAGAUGGUUGACCAUUAGUCUUCGAGAAAUUCAUGGACACAGGCCAAGUUCAGAUCGAGACUAACCGGAAGCACAUGGACGAGAAGCCAGUGACAACAAGCAUGGCAGAAGAGUUUGGGCUGAUCGGUACUAUAGCUGAGGAUGACGAGAUACAAGUAGAGCCAGAGAGCAGUGACAGUGAUGAUGAGGUUGUGCCAAAAAAGAAAAAGAAGAAAAUAGUAGCGAAUGGUGAUUUUGACAGCAAUUUCACUUUUGUUGAUCAGGCCUCAGGGGAAGGAGUCUGGAAUAUGGACAUAGCUCUGCAGUUUGCCAAGAAGAAGGUUCAUUCUACAUCACUGGAUGAAAAAAUUGCAAAGCUGAGGAAACAACAAAAGAAAGAAAAGGAAAAGCAGGACAAAAGUGAACAAGCAGAAAAAGACGAAGAGGAAGAUGACGACAAAGAUGAGGAAGAAGAGCAAGAAACAGAGGAGGAGUCUUCAGAGUCAGAGGAAGAAGUUAUAGCAGAUCAGGUAAAGGUUAAACAAAAGAAGAAAAAGAAGAAGAAAAAGAGCCAGCAAGAAGAUGAUACUGAGGGAGAGAAGAUAAAUUUUUCGGAAAGUAUUGACACGUUUGACGAAACACUCACUUUCCAAGAUAUGAACCUAUCACGGCCAUUGUUGAAAGCAUUGAGUAUGAUGAAGUUUGACAAACCCACACCUAUCCAGUCAGCCACCAUCCCUGUCGCUCUUCUUGGAAAGGACAUUUGUGCUUGUGCCGUGACAGGAAGUGGAAAAACUGGAGCAUUCAUGCUACCUGUCCUGGAGCGUCUCCUGUACAAACCCAAGACAGCGCCAGUCACCAGGGUACUGGUGGUGGUACCUACAAGAGAACUGGCGGUCCAGGUGCACCAGGUGGGGCGCCAACUGGCACAGUUCACAAACGUGGAAAUCUCCCUGUCUGCUGGUGGCUUGGAUAUCAAGGCACAGGAAGCUGCUCUUCGCCUUGGACCUGAUGUUGUCAUAGCAACCCCAGGGAGACUCAUUGAUCAUCUUCAUAAUGCACCAAACUUUAACCUUCAAAGCAUAGAAAUUCUUAUCUUAGAUGAGGCAGAUAGAAUGUUAGACGAGUAUUUUGCUGAGCAGAUGAAGGAAGUGAUACGCUUGUGUUCAAGGACAAGGCAAACCAUGUUGUUUUCAGCUACAAUGACAGAUGAGGUGAAAGACUUAGCUGCCGUUUCCCUCAACAACCCAGUAAAGGUGUUUGUGAAUGACAGCACAGAUGUCGCCUACAACCUGAGGCAAGAGUUUGUCAGAAUACGCCCCAACAGAGAGGGGGACAGGGAGGCCAUUGUAGCAGCACUGGUAAAGCGGACUUUCCAUGAUCAUGUGAUAGUGUUUAUUCAGACCAAGAAGCAAGCUCACAGAAUGCACAUUGUUCUUGGUUUAUUAGGCAUCAAAGUCGGGGAGUUACAUGGAAACUUGUCCCAAUUACAGAGAUUGGAGGCACUGAAGAAGUUCAAGUCAGAAGAGAUAGAUGUCCUGCUGGCCACAGACCUGGCAGCCAGAGGUUUGGACAUCCAAGGAAUUAAAACUGUGAUCAAUUUUACUAUGCCAAACACAAUAAAACACUAUAUUCACAGAGUUGGGAGGACAGCAAGGGCUGGGAAAAGUGGAAGGUCAAUUACACUUGUUGGAGAACAAGAGCGGAAGUAUCUGAAAGAAAUUGUAAAAAAGGCAAGAAACCCAGUUAAAAGCAGAGUCAUUCCACAAGAGGUGAUCACAAAAUACAGGACCAAAAUAACCAAAAUGGAGAAGGACAUUGUAGAGGUUAUGAGACUGGAGCAAGAGGAGAAAGAGAUGAGAAUCUCAGAAUUACAAGUCAACAAGGCACAAAAAAUGAUUGAGCAUCAGUCAGAAAUAAUGAGUCGCCCAAAACGAACCUGGUUCCAGACGCAUCAGGAAAGAAUGCAAGAAAAAACUGCAUUAUCUCUUGGGAAGUUUUCCAUGUUACCCAGUAAUAGUGCCAAAAAGAAAAAAGUUUUUACUGCAGAUGAUCGUGCAAAUUUUGAAAUUGAAAAAGCAUCAGCAUACCAAGCCAGGGAAGCAAAAAGGUCCAGGAAACCGAAACGUAUUCGUGCAAUCCAGGAAGAAGAAGACAGAAGUCAAAAACCCUCAAAGAAAAAGAAGAAACCUGGCAGCAAGUCAAAUUUUGAAAAAGAGCUGACUAACACAAGCAGACGUGCUGUGAAGAAAUUCAGAGCAGGACCAUCGAGGGAAGAGCGUAAAGAAUAUGCAAAUAAAAAGAAACAGCCAGUGAAGAAAUUCAAAUCUAAGAGCAGAUACAAGAGAAAGUGAGCUCUACAAGUGGUACUAAAACUGGUCACCUGCUAUAACUUUGAGUACAAAAAGAAUGGAUAGACUUCUUCAAAGAAUUUUUUGAUAAUGGGUCAUUUUCAUCUGACCCAGCAUGUGACUAUGCAGGUGAUUUUUGAUUUGAAGAACUUUAUUUUAAAAUAAACACAAUCUUAAAGAUGUAUUUCAAGUCCAAAUUUUGCAACAAAACCUGGCCAAGUGCAUCCAUAUAUGCAUGUAGUUUCAAACAGUAUAAUUUAGAGAAAUGCCAAACAGGGCAUUGUUUCACAUUUCCCUAAAAAUAAAAUUUGAACAGAUGUUUUCUCUUUCUUUCUGUGCUCUGUAUACCCCUCGGCAGUCUCAUUUUAAUAAAUAUGCAAUUGCCUCCGCAGCUGCAUUUAUACAUGGGA
This is a messenger RNA of Lingula anatina, 2892 nucleotides long. Its product is annotated as putative ATP-dependent RNA helicase DDX27. Lineage: Eukaryota; Metazoa; Brachiopoda; Lingulata; Lingulida; Lingulidae. Gene Ontology annotation, cellular component: cytosol. Gene Ontology annotation, molecular function: ATP binding; RNA helicase activity; nucleic acid binding. The record is from RefSeq and is a predicted model, not a curated record.